This is a messenger RNA of Cryptotermes secundus, 4953 nucleotides long. Its product is annotated as tudor domain-containing protein 5. The record is from RefSeq and is a predicted model, not a curated record. The coding region runs from base 32 to 3607 and encodes 1191 amino acids. NCBI's taxonomy places the organism in Eukaryota, Metazoa, Arthropoda, Insecta, Blattodea, Kalotermitidae. The transcript has 17 exons. Gene Ontology annotation, biological process: spermatogenesis.
UUGGCAUUUAUGAUUUGUCCUUGAGGCUGGAAUGCGGUGCUGUGUGGAUACUAGUGACAUCAGUGGAAUCGACCAAGACAAGAUGUCAGCAUUAACAGCUGAGCGGGAUCAGUUGAAGACUAUUCUGCGUGGUCUUCUUAUAUCUUCAGCACAGACCAUGACAGCUGAGCAGCUCCACAGGGACUUCAAACAGCAGGAAGGCCAGAAUGUACCUUACCGUAAAUUUGGCUAUAGCAGUUUCCUGGAAUACUUGAAGUCUAUUCCAGAUGCUGUUGCAAUUGGUUCUUCAUUCAAUGGUGGCAGUCCAGUAGUACUACCAGUGGUGUCAGAAAAGGUAUCACAUAUUGAUGCAUUGGUACAAAAGCAGAAAGUGAACACUCAAAAAUGGGCAUCUCAGCGGAGACCUCCUGCCCAAAAAUUAUAUGUUGAAGCACCUCCAAGAAUGAACAGUGUAAACUACAGCAGUAAAUAUGAUAUGAGACAAAGGGUUUUGGUACCAUACUCUUUGCAACAAAGAAUUUGCAGAAUGGUGCAUGAAAAUCCAAAUGGAGUGCCAAUCCAGACCAUUGAGCGAGAAUUCUUUUCUGCCCAGACUCGACAGAACUAUGGAAUGUAUGACAGAUAUGAUAUUUACCAGCUGCUUAGUUGCCUUAGUCAGCAUCUCAUGAUUUCCGACAGAAUGGUUUACCCUUUGUGGAGAAAAGAGCCUCAACACAGACUUGCGUCAGGAAGCUCAGUGGCUGGUUAUCAAAAAUCAAACAAUUCUGAAUUGGGGACUUACAAGUUCUUGCCCGCUGGAUGUGAAAAUAAUCGUGAUAUUUGCUUGCAACAAAAUGGUGCUUUGAAAGAGGACAAUGAACUUGGGGAAGUGAGUGAUAAGAAUGAUUCACAUACUGCAGUGCCAGUUUGUGAUCAGAUUGGUGUCACUGAUAUUACACAGAAUGUCAAAGAAAUCACUAUAGAAGAUGUAGAAGUGAUUCCCAACAUAAGAUCACCAUCAGUUGAUACAGGUGCAUACAAUAAUUCCAGUGAUAUUGUAGGUGAGAGAAUGAAAACAAACUUCCAGAUCUUGUUGAAGAAACAUCCUAGUGGCAUCUGGUGUUCAGAACUUCCAAACUUAUAUAAGGAAGAGUUCAAAGUUCCAUUAGAAUAUGUUGACCUUGGUUUUAUAAGUGUGGUACAGAUGGCAUCCAGUUUGCCUGAUGUGUUCCAUUGCAUUAGACCAGAUGGAAUAGAUUGGAAGCUGUUUGAUGCUCAAGAAAAACUACCUCCGCCAUAUUCCAAAUAUGACAUAAAAUCCAUCAAAACUGUGUCAACAGAAAUGGUGCCUACCGUACCAUCAAAAGUAAAGCAUAACAUUCAGAAGCUUCUCAUGUGUCAUCAAAGUGGUUUACCUAGUGAUAAGUUCCUUGAUCAAUAUGAGGAAAUGUUCCACGUUCCAGUUACUUUAGAAGAGAUGGGAUUUGACACCACUGAGUCAUUUCUUCUGUCACUAAAUGACUCAGUUCUGCACAUGCGUUAUGUGAACAAGAAGAUCCUAGUGUAUCCCCAUGCUACUAAUACAGAACCAGAAAGGGAUAACCCAUUAGCACAUGUUACUGAGCCACAAAAUCUCUUUGCAGAUUUAUAUCCACCUGAAGUAAUUGGUCCUAAAGGAACGCUUCCAUAUGAGAAAAUACCACCUGAAGCUACACCAGGAGGAUUUCUUGAGGUGUUAGUGGCAGAAAUAUAUACACCUCAGAAUUUCUGGAUACAGUUGAGAGGAGGAAAGACUCAUUUGGCACUUGAUGCACUUAUGAAUGAGAUUCAAGAAUUCUAUAAACAGGAAGCAAAUAAUUACAAUAUGCCAGUUCCAACAAUCAAAAUUGGUCAGUAUUGUAUGGCUCCUUACAGUAAUGAAUGGCAUAGGGUAUGCAUUACUGCAAUGCUCACUUUCCAUGAUGUGCAGGUGCUGUUUGUUGAUUAUGGUACGACUGGUAGGGUGAAGAAAAGUGACUUGCGCUUCAUGCAUCGCGACUUUGCAGAAUUUCCAAUUCAAGCAAUCAAAGCUAGUCUUGUCAAUCUAGUGCCAACUGGUGGUGCAGAAAAAUGGCCCCGUAAAGUUAGUAAGCGCUUUCUUGAGUUGGUGUCAGAUAAAAAUCUUGUGGCUGUCAUCUCCUCAGUCGAUCAUGAGGCACGUGAGCUGGAAGUAGCCUUGGUGGACACUUCUGGUAAUGAAGAUGUCCAUAUUAAUGAUCUUCUGGUAGAUGAGGGCCUGGCAGAAUAUAAAACAAACAGAAUGAAAAUGCCGCAGCCACCACCAUCGCCGUUACCACUAGCACCACAACUGCAGAGGAUCGCUGCAGACCUUGGGUCAUCUACAGUCACAGUGAAUCCACCACCGGGUUUUACUGCAGGACCUCAACUCCAGAGUCUGUCACAUAUCUCAUCCACUGGUCCUGAAACACCUGAAAAGAGUGAAAAUUUUACAGAAAUGCAAAGCCAGUCAUUUCCAAACAUGCCUUACAUCAACUCAUCAGAUUUCAUACAACAGUUCACCAGUGUUCCAGUAGCACCAGCUAUGUAUGAUGUCCCAUUAUUCACAAACACAAAUCCCUUCUUAGCACAGGCAUCUACCUUUCAACAGCUUAUGUGUUAUGAAUAUCUAUUACAACACCAGCCAUUAAUGAGAUCUUUGGUGAUGUCAAAUCCUGCAUUUGCACUUCUGAUAUCUCAAAAUAUUAGUGCAGCAUCGCUAGCCAAUCCAUUUGGAGUGCCAAUGUUGAAUCCUUCAAUGUUGUAUUCUCCACCUGUGACAACACAUGACAUCAACAGUUUGUCAAUUGCUGUUGAUAGUAAUCCAGAAAUGGAUGCUGUUUAUGUGUGUUCACCACCCACAGCAGAAGAUGUGGCAUCUGAAGGAGGAGAAACAAUGAUGACUCAAGUUGUAGUUGAACAAGAGCAAAAUAAAGAUGACUUAAUGAUAGAAGCAUCAAAUAAUGUGGCGUGUUCUAACUCAGAUCAAUGUGACAUAGUAGAAGCAAACUCAUUUGGGAUUAAAUCAGAUCCUGGUGUUAAUGUAGAGAGCAAGUGUGUGAAUGAAGGUGAAGAACCAAGUCCAACUUGUUCAACUAGUUCAGAUGAUAUAUACAGAAGUGAUGAUGAUGAUGAUGAUGAAGAAGAAGAAGAAGAAGAACAACAACAACAACCACAGCAACAACAAGAGCAGUACUGUGUUCUGAAACCACACUAUGUGAAGGAGAUUGAAAUUGCAGGAAGAAUGGUUCAUCUGAUAAAUGUAUGUAAUUCACCAUUCCUCUGUACUGAUGAAGUAGUACGGGUGUUUACAGACUUUAGUGGGCGACACGUUGUGCUGAAGAUACUUGAAGCAAGGAGAGUUGAAAUACAAUUUAGUGAAAUUACACGGAUGGAUACAUCUGCUCUCAUUGAAGAUCUUGAAACUUACAACAUUAUAGGUGUACCAAAAUCUCCAUCUGGCUACAUAAUGGGUAAAGUCCAUCUUAUUCCACUGCAGUCAGUACCUCAUUUGUUGACAGUGCUUAAUGUGCAGGAUAUAGCUGAGCUAUGCAACAGUGUGCUGAUAAAAGGUGAAGUCCGUGGGGAGUGAAAGUAUAGCUCCACCACUCCUGACCUCAGCAUGAAAUGGAGGUGAAUGGUCAGCCGCCUCCAGUACCCAUUGGAUGAGAGGCUGGAUGGGCCCCAUAGCCAGUCUGGACAUUAUGGAAAAGAGGAACAUCUUGUUCCUGCUGGGAAUCAAACCCCCAGCUGUCAAGCUCAUAGCUCAUAGCUCACUCUUGGGGUUAUAUUACAGAUACUAAUAAUAUUUUCAUUUUAAUGUUGUGUCUAAGUUGCUAUUUAAAGUUUUCCUGGCUUGAUCUUGACAGUUACCACUAAUCAUAAAACUGUCAUAACUGUAUAAUGACAAGCAUUAUCUGGGAUAGCUCAGUUAAUAUAGUGACUGGCCAUGGGCUGGUAGAUUAAGAACAUGGGUUUUUUGGUUUGUGACCAUAUCCAGAAUAGGAUCCGUUUUUCCUCCUGUCCAUUGGGUACUGGAGGAGUCUUUUUCCCAGGGGGAAAGUGGCCCAACCAUGAAGCUGAUCACUCACCUUCAUUUGGUGUGAAGAUUAAGAAUAUGUGGAGCUAUACCACAUACGCUCGUAUAUUUUUUGUUGUUGGGCAUAAUAGCAAGAACAACUUUACUUUUACGUUUUAUACUGAUUACCCAUCACAAGAAGAUGAGGAGAUGAGCAGCUUCUGAAAGAUUAUGUAUUCUGGCAUAUAGACCUGUUGCUAAGCAGUGACUUUGUAAACAGUGACCUUUUCUGGGCAGUGGCUCGGUAAACAUGUUCCUGCAGCAAUAGAAUUACUGUUGGAAAGAGGGCGUUUCUGCGUAGUCCAUGCCAAGAUGUUAUAAGCAAGGGGCUAAGUCAGUUGUUAACGAGUUCUGCACUUAAGGGAUGUGAGGGCCUGAGUGUGUAAAGUUGAAGAAUCUCCACUGUAAGAAGCCAUUGCCAGGGAAUGGCUGGUGAAGACACCGCAGGCUAAAAAAGGCUUGGUGGGUGGUGUGAUGAUUUGUGAAUUGUGGAGAUUAGCAGCAGCAUUGUAAUUGCUUGUGGUUCCAAGUCGUGUGUAUUAGUAGUCAAUAAAUCGAGUCACCAGUCUGAACCCCAUCUAGAGUCACUCAUACAUGUGACAGCUCAAAUUAUUAGAACCUAUUUCGAUAAGGUCUAUUUAAAUACUACUCUGCCAUCUAUUGUAGGUCUCUCAAGUGGUCCCUUUCUACAACAUUUACACAUUACAUCUAAACUGCAAGGUCUUCUAUAUGCAUAAUGCUACAAGUAAAACAUUUUAUUGGAGGCUAUGAUUAAAAUCGCAUGUAAAAGCUAUUCCUGUAACAAGCCCUGGAGGCCUGUAAGGUUGUGAGAUGUUGAGGCGCCUGUAUUUUCUAGACAU